AUGCGGGGGUGGUGCGCGCGGUGGAGCGGGGCGGGACGCGCGCGGCUGCGCUGGCUGGCGGCGCUCGUGUGCUGGGGCGCGCUGGCAGGGCUGGCGCUGCCGCGGCUGCAGGCGCCGCCGCCGCGCGUCCGACCACCCGCGCCGCCCGCCCGCCUGCUGCUGCAGUCCGAGCCUGCUAGCACGCCCGCGCCCUCCACGCCUGCGCCCGCGCCGCUACCCGCCACCGACACGCGUGUGCUCUCUGAGGAUGAGCUGCGCGCCGACGCCGAGCGCAGAUUGCCCUCCUUGCCGCUCGCCUACUGGCACAAGCACAGGAACGACAAGAAUAAAUACUAUAAGAAAAAGGACUGCGCGCCUUUCCCUUCGAUAUACGACCUCGAGUUCCACAACACUUAUUGGCAGACUCUACGCGUCAAAACAGACGUCUUCCAUUUUUACGGAGCAUAUUUGGAUGCACGAAACACGUCGCGCAUCGGACCGGCGGUACGAGUACUUGGUGUACACGACCGCAUCAAGCCGACGCUCGCGACCCACUGCCAAUUGUGGUUCGAAGAACGCGAAGCACCUGUUGUAGUCCGCAACCUCGAGUAUAAAUAUGUGUGGAAUAACAAGUGGGGCAACUACCGCGAUGGCGUGCUGCAGCCAUACCUGCUGGCGUGCGUGCUGCCGGCCGAGGUGCGGCAUCUGGUGCCAGCCUCUGUCUCGAUCGUGGCCGACCCCUGUGAUCGCGCUACUAACAACUUGCGUGUGCACAAUGAUCGUCCUAAGCCACCAGCGACUCAGAAAGAGUUCGCAGUUUGUGUAAAGGGCCUUGACUUUUUACACGAAGACCUCUCCGUUCGUCUAGUCGAGUGGAUCGAGCUCAUCCGACUUUUGGGUGCAGACAAAAUAUUUUUCUAUGAGCUUCAAGUACAUCCUAACAUUACAAAGGUAUUGAACUAUUACAACGAACUCGGUGUCACCGAAGUCACUCCUAUAACCCUGCCCGGAGGUCAACCUAACCUUCCAGGACUCCAACACAUGUACCUAACAAAGAAAACCACUCACAAGCGACAGAUGGAACUGAUUCCAUACAACGACUGCUUGUACCGACACAUGUACCAGUACCGAUGGCUGGCGCUGCUCGACAUCGACGAGGUGAUCGUGCCGCUGGAGGACCCGGACUGGAGUUCGCUGAUGCGGCGCGUCCUGCCACUGGCCGCGCCGGCGCCGGGCAAGCCACCGCGCUCCUCCUAUCACGCAUCCAACCUGUACUAUCUGGACUCGCUUCAGCACGAUCACAGCUGGGAGGAGGGCGUGCCGCGUUACCUGCAUAUGCUGCAGCAUGUAUAUCGUACGCGCAACUUCACCAAGCCGGGCCAGUACGUAAAGGCGUUCCACGAGACGGAGCGCGUGCUAGCGCUGCACAACCACUUCCCGCUGGCGUGCCUGGGCGGCGCCUGCUCGUCGUACGGGCUGGAGACGCGGCACGCCCGCCUGCAGCACUACCGCGCCGACUGCGUGUCCGCGUUGAGCAAGUCGUGCGCCGAGCUGCGCGCGCAGCCCGUGCGCGACGCGGCGCUGUGGCGCUGGCGUGGCCCGCUGGUGGCCGCCGCCGACGCCGCGCUCACCGCGUUGGGUUUCCUGCCGCCGCACCGG
This is a messenger RNA of Brenthis ino (lesser marbled fritillary), 1638 nucleotides long. Lineage: Eukaryota; Metazoa; Arthropoda; Insecta; Lepidoptera; Nymphalidae. The record is from the annotation of a GenBank genome assembly.